Acanthopagrus latus (yellowfin seabream) is the source of this 2448-nucleotide messenger RNA. RefSeq names its product extracellular calcium-sensing receptor-like. Gene Ontology annotation, molecular function: G protein-coupled receptor activity. The transcript is spliced from 8 exons. Lineage: Eukaryota; Metazoa; Chordata; Actinopteri; Spariformes; Sparidae. The record is from RefSeq and is a predicted model, not a curated record. Gene Ontology annotation, biological process: G protein-coupled receptor signaling pathway. Bases 55 to 2448 code for a protein of 797 amino acids. Gene Ontology annotation, cellular component: membrane.
GGUGACUAUAUUAUAGGGGGUGUUUUCUCCAUACACCACUACAAACAGACAGUGAUGCAUAACUACACCACCAUGCCUGAGUUACAAAAGUGCAGAGGGAGCAUUGACUCUCGUGAACUGCGUUUUGCGCGUGCCAUGGUCUUCGCCAUCGAGGAGAUUAACAACGGCACAGAGCUGCUGCCAGGCAUCAAACUCGGUUAUCAGAUCCACGACUCGUGCACCUCAGUGCCUGUGACGAUGCAUGUGACAUUCCAGAUUUCAAACAGCUUAGACCCUGUGUUUUACACUGGUGACAAGUGCUCGCAAUUGGGUAUGGUGAAGGCUAUUGUUGGUGAGUCUGGAUCAACGCCAUCCAUCAGCAUGUCACGCAUCCUUGGGUCCUUUAACAUUCCUCAAGUGAGCCACUUUGCCACUUGUGCAUGUCUGUCUGAUAAGCAGCAGUAUCCGAGUUUCUUCAGAACAAUCCCCAGUGACCAGUUCCAGGCUGACGCACUGGCCAAGCUGGUGAAACACUUUGGCUGGACUUGGAUAGGCGCUGUCCGAUCGGAUUCAGACUAUGGCAAUAAUGGCAUGGCUUCUUUCCUGGAUGCAGCACAGAAGGAGGGGAUCUGUGUGGAAUACUCUGAAUCUUUCCAUCGGGCCCACCCACAUAGCAGAGUCCAGAGAGUGGCUGAUGUUAUUCGCAGGUCAACAGCCGUUGUUAUCGUGGCAUUUACCGCCUCUGCAGAACUGAGGAUUCUUUUGGAGGAGCUGGCACUCAAGCCUUCUCCACCUCGCCAGUGGAUAGGCAGUGAGGCCUGGGUAACCAACCAGGAUAUGCUAAAGUUCAGCUUCUGUGCCGGAGCCAUCGGAUUUGGCAUUCAGAAAUCUGUCAUCCCAGGUCUGAGAGAAUUCUUGCUGGAUCUCUCAGCCACUAAAGUGGCUGCCUCUCCAUUGCUUACUGAGUUCUGGGAGGAUGUGUUCAAGUGCAGGCUGGGAAAAAGUGCAGCCAGAGAUGACAGUCUGUGUGAUGGAGCUGAAGACAUAAAGACGCUCCAGGACCCGUACACUGACACAUCUCAGCUCCGAGUCACAAACAUGGUGUACAAGGCUGUUUAUGCAAUAGCACAUGCUAUUCACAAUACAGUGUGUCAAGAUACACAUUAUAAAACUCAGUGUGAUAAGCUCACCAGAAUUGAGUCCAAACAGGUUUUUUCUCAGCUGAAGAAAGUACAUUUUUCCAAAAAUGGUUAUAAUGUCUCCUUUGAUGCCAACGGGGAUCCUGUGGCCAGAUAUGAGCUGGUCAACUGGCAGAAAAGGGACAGUGGCAGCAUUGAGAUGGUGACAGUAGGGCACUAUGAUUCAUCACUGCCAGAAGGCCAAGAGUUUCGUAUUUUCAAGAACCUCAUCUGGGUGGAGGGUAGUACACAAGUGCCUGUAUCAGUGUGCAGUGAAAGCUGUCCUCCAGGAACUCGUAAAAUGCUACAGAGAAGGAAACCCAUCUGCUGUUAUGAUUGUAUACCAUGUCCCGAGGGAGAGAUAAGCAAUGCUACAGAUUCCCUUGAUUGUUUCCCUUGCCCCAAGGAGUUCUGGCCUAAUGCAGAUGGAGACACUUGUCUCCCCAAGCCUGUAGAGUUUCUUUCUUUUGAUGAGGUCCUAGGAAUCAUUCUGACUGCGUUCUCAGGGGUUGGUGCCUGUCUUGCCAUUAUAGCAGCAUCUGUGUUCUUUCAUCACAGAAUGUCCCCAAUUGUCAGGGCCAAUAACUCUGAGCUGAGCUUCCUGCUGCUCUUCUCUCUGACUCUGUGUUUCUUAUGUUCAUUAACUUUCAUUGGAGCACCCUCUGAUUGGUCCUGCAGGCUGCGCCACACAGCAUUUGGGAUCACCUUCGUCCUCUGCAUCUCUUGUGUUCUUGGAAAAACUAUAGUUGUGUUAAUGGCAUUCAGAGCUACACUUCCAGGUAGUAAUGUCAUGAAAUGGUUUGGUCCUCCACAGCAAAGAAUGACUGUAGUGUCAUUCACAUUCAUUCAAGUUUUAAUAUGUACUAUUUGGUUGGGUCUUAGUCCCCCAUUUCCAAUGAAAAAUCUAAGUAUAUACAAGAAGCGAAUCAUCCUGGAGUGUGCAUUAGGAUCAGCUAUUGGGUUCUGGGCUGUGCUUGGGUACAUAGGACUACUGGCUGUCUUUUGCUUAGUGUUAGCUGUCCUCGCCAGAAAACUGCCUGAUAAUUUUAAUGAAGCCAAGAUGAUCACUUUCAGCAUGCUGAUCUUCUGUGCUGUCUGGAUCACCUUUAUCCCAGCAUAUGUCAGCUCUCCUGGUAAAUUUACUGUGGCUGUGGAGAUAUUUGCCAUUCUGGCCUCCAGCUUUGGACUUAUACUGUGUAUAUUUGCCCCAAAGUGUUACAUCAUAUUGUUUAAGCCAGAGAAGAACACCAAGAAACAUUUAAUGAAUAAAAAUUAUUCCAAAGACAUCUGA